Fundulus heteroclitus (mummichog) is the source of this 1879-nucleotide messenger RNA. It is a transcript of the gene snx27a, whose product is annotated as sorting nexin 27a. The coding region runs from base 169 to 1854 and encodes 561 amino acids. Gene Ontology annotation, molecular function: phosphatidylinositol-3-phosphate binding; protein binding. The record is from RefSeq and is a predicted model, not a curated record. The transcript is spliced from 13 exons. Gene Ontology annotation, cellular component: early endosome. Lineage: Eukaryota; Metazoa; Chordata; Actinopteri; Cyprinodontiformes; Fundulidae. Gene Ontology annotation, biological process: signal transduction; intracellular protein transport.
UGACUCGUGACGUCACCGAGGGGCGUGUCCACGCCAACAGAGUCGGUUCUGUGUGGAGGAGCUAGCCGAGGGGACAGAGCUCAAGUGUUGUUUUGAAUUUGCUGGAAAUCGCCCGACUGCGAGAAAAAAAACAGGGGGGGGGGAUUUCAGAGCCCGUUCGAGAAGAAGAUGGCGGAUGUUGGAGGCGAUGAAAGUCGGCCUGCUCACCCCACGGCGUCCCGCCACCACGGUCCGGUCGUCGGUUCGUCCGCGGGCCAGGACGCGGCGACGGUAACGUCUGGUCCUCGGGUAGUGCGGAUCGUCAAGUCGGAGUCUGGCUACGGUUUCAACGUUCGCGGUCAGGUCAGCGAAGGAGGGCAGCUCCGGAGCAUCAACGGGGAGCUGUACGCUCCCCUUCAGCACGUCAGCGCCGUUCUGCCCGGAGGCGCCGCCGACCGAGCGGGGAUAGCGAAGGGGGACCGGAUCCUUGAAGUGAAUGGGGUGAACGUGGAAGGUGCCACCCAUAAGCAGGUGGUGGACCUGAUCCGGGCCGCGGAGAAGGAGCUGGUUCUGGGCGUGCUGUCGGUUCCCCCUCAGGACGCCGACGGACUGGAAGGAGGCGAGGACGUCCAGCCUAACUACGACUACAGCGACAAGCAGGCCGUGCCCAUUUCCAUACCCACAUACAAGCACGUGGAGCAGCACUCGGAGAGGUUUGUGGUGUACAACGUGUACAUGUCCGGCAGACAGCUGUGCGCCAAACGCUAUCGCGAGUUUGCCAUCCUGCACCAGAACCUGAAGAGGGAGUUCUCCAACUUCAACUUCCCAAAGCUUCCCGGCAAAUGGCCCUUCUCCCUCUCCGAACAGCAGCUGGACGCUCGCCGCAGAGGUCUGGAGGAGUAUCUGGAGCGAGUGUGUUCUGUGCGGGUGAUCGGGGAGAGCGACAUCAUGCAGGAGUUUCUCUCUGAAUCAGACGAGAACUACAAUGGAGUCACGGACGUCGAGCUGCGGAUAGCGCUGCCCGACAAAACCACCAUUUCUGUCAGAGUGCGUAAAAACAGCACAACGGACCAGGUGUACCAGGCAUUAGUGCUGAAGGUUGGAAUGGACAGUAUUAUGGCAAGCUACUUUGCUCUUUUUGAGGUCAUCAACCAUUCUUUUGUGAGGAAGCUCGCCCCAAACGAGUUCCCCCACAAGCUUUAUGUGCAGAACUACACAUCAGCCGUGCCCGGAACGUGCUUAGCGCUCCGCAAAUGGUUGUUCAGCGUCCAGGAGGAGGAGCUUCUCCGAGACAACCCGCUGGCUCUGCAUUACUGCUUCCACCAGGCACUGGACGAUGUGAAGAAGGGAUUCAUAAAAAUGGAGGACAAAUCCUACCAGCUGCAGAAACUGGCAGAGCAGCGCAAGAUGGCCACAUACCUGAGCCUGCUGCGGACAUGCGAGGGCUAUAACGAGGUGGUCUUCCCACACUGCUCCUGUGACUCCAGGAGGAAGGGCCACGUCAUCACGGCCAUCAGCAUCCACCACUUCAAGCUGCACGCGUGCACCGACGACGGCACGCUGGAGAACCAGGUGAUCGCUUUUGAGUGGGCAGAGAUGCAGCGCUGGGACACUGACGAGGAAGGCAUGGCUUUCUGCUUCGAGUACGCCAGAGGAGAGAAGAAACCUCGCUGGGUUAAGAUUUUCACUCCAUAUUUCAACUACAUGCAUGAAUGCUUCGAGCGUGUCUUCUGUGAGCUGAAGUGGAGGAAGCAGGUGGAGGAAGAGGCCUCUGAUAAAGACAACAAAAACUGCAGCAACAACGAGUACCUGCCUCCUCUGGAGACGCAACAGAAGGGAUGGCGCCACCUAGGGGGGGAAAUCGCAACGUCCUAAAAAAAAAAAAAAAGAAAAAAAAAAA